GGGGGGGGGGGGGCAAGAAAGGCGGUGAUCGAGGUUUUUUUUUGGGUGUUGGGGUGUUCCAUAAAAGGGAAUGGUUUUUGCUGGUGGAGCUGUACUGUUCGUUCAUGGGGUUUUCGUUUCUGGGUUCUGUUGAUGCUUUGGCUAUGGGGACUGGUGGAGCUUAGGCUGGGUCUGUGCUAACUCGGUUCUUGCCUUCUGCAGUUUUGGUCAAGGUGCUAAGUUCAAAAUGUCUUCCUCGAGGCCAAGCCAGUCAUCAAACAACUCGAACAGGUCAAGACACAGCGCGAGGAUCAUCGCACAGACUACAGUAGACGCAAAACUCCAUCAGGACUUUGAGGAGUCAGGAAGCUCCUUUGACUACUCAAGCUCGGUUCGGGUCUCCAGUGCCUCGAAUGUGGACGCACAGCCGAGAUCCGACAGAGUGACCACUGCCUACCUCCACCAUAUACAAAAGGGCAAGCUGAUUCAGCCUUUCGGUUGCUUGUUAGCUCUAGAUGAGAAGACCUUUAAGGUUAUUGCCUACACUGAGAAUGCUCCCGAGAUGCUUACAAUGGUGAGUCACGCAGUCCCCAGUGUCGGUGACUGCCCAGCCCUUGGGAUUGGAACCGAUGUUAGGGCUAUAUUUACCGUGCCCAGUGCCUCUGCCCUUCAUAAGGCUCUUGGGUUCGCAGAUGUUUCUCUACUGAAUCCCAUCUUAGUUCAUUGCAAGACCUCGGGAAAGCCCUUUUAUGCAAUUGUCCAUCGGGUAACUGGGAGCUUGAUUGUGGACUUUGAGCCUGUGAAGCCUUAUGAAAUCCCAAUGACUGCUGCUGGGGCUUUGCAGUCCUAUAAACUUGCAGCAAAGGCUAUUGCUCGACUUCAGUCUUUGCCUAGUGGAAGCAUGGAGAGGCUUUGCGACACGAUGGUUCAAGAGGUCUUUGAACUCACAGGUUAUGACCGGGUUAUGACCUACAAAUUUCAUGAUGAUGAUCACGGCGAGGUCAUUGCUGAGGUUACUAAACCAGGUCUUGAGCCUUACUUGGGCCUGCAUUACCCUGCCACAGACAUCCCACAAGCAGCACGUUUCUUGUUCAUGAAGAACAGGGUCCGAAUGAUCGUGGACUGUCGUGCAAAACAUGUGAAGGUCCUUCAGGAUGAGAAGCUUUCUUUCGAUCUGACUCUGUGCGGGUCCACCCUCAGGGCCCCGCACAGCUGCCAUCUACAGUACAUGGAGAACAUGAACUCCAUAGCUUCUCUUGUGAUGGCGGUGGUGAUUAAUGAAGGGAAUGAGGAACCCGAGAGCAGCAACUCUUCUGAGGCGGGCUUGCAGAAGAGGAAGAGGCUCUGGGGCUUAGUGGUCUGCCACAACACGACUCCAAGAUUCGUCCCCUUCCCUCUUCGAUAUGCUUGCGAGUUUCUUGCUCAAGUAUUCGCCAUCCACGUGAACAAAGAGCUUGAGUUAGAGAAUCAGAUAGUGGAGAAAAAUAUCUUGAGGACGCAAACUCUAUUAUGUGAUAUGUUGAUGAGAGAUGCUCCGCUGGGGAUCAUGUCCCAGAACCCGAAUAUAAUGGACCUUGUUAAGUGUGAUGGAGCUGCUUUACUCUACAACAACAAGAUACAUAAGCUGGGAUUGACUCCCACUGACUUUCAGCUACGAGACAUAGCCUCAUGGCUCGGUGAGUACCACAUGGAUUCCACGGGUCUAAGCACCGAUAGCUUAUAUGAUGCUGGGUUUCCGGGUGCUUUAGCUCUAGGGGAUGCAGUCUGUGGAAUGGCUGCUGUGAGGAUUUCAGAAAAGGAUAUGAUCUUCUGGUUCCGGUCUCACACAGCCUCGGAGAUCCGAUGGGGUGGAGCAAAGCACGAUCCUGGUGAGAAGGACGAUAACCGGAGAAUGCACCCGAGGUCAUCUUUUAAGGCAUUUCUUGAUGUCGUUAAGACAAGAAGUCUUUCUUGGAAAGACUAUGAGAUGGACGCAAUCCAUUCCUUGCAGCUUAUCUUGAGGAACACAAUCAAGGACAUGGAUGCGAUUGAGGUCAAUACCACAGCCAUCCACACGAGGCUCAAUGAUCUUAAGAUUGAUGGGUUGCAGGAACUGGAAGCUGUCACGACUGAGAUGGUGCGAUUAAUUGAGACUGCUACUGUGCCUGUCUUGGCGGUUGAUGUGAAUGGGCAUAUAAACGGAUGGAAUUCAAAGGUUGCUGAGCUAACAGGACUUCCAGUUGAGAGAGCCAUUGGGAAGCACCUUCUCACGCUUGUUGAGGAUUCUUCGGCUGAUGUGAUGGAAAAGAUGUUGUCCUUAGCAUUACAAGGCAAAGAGGAGCGGAACAUCCAAUUCGAGAUUAAAACGCAUGGAACCAGUGCAGAUGAGGGUCCUAUACGCUUAAUUGCGAAUGCCUGUGCGAGUCGGGACCUUCAAGAAAACGUUGUGGGAGUGUGCUUCGUGGCCCAAGAUAUCACUGCCCAGAAAACUGUCAUGGACAAGUUCACUCAAAUUGAAGGAGAUUACAAGGCGAUUGUCCAUAACCCGAACCCCCUGAUCCCUCCUAUCUUUGGCACAGAUGAAUUUGGGUGGUGUUCUGAGUGGAACACUGCAAUGGCAAACCUCACUGGAUGGAACCGUGAGGACGUGAUAGACAAGAUGCUCCUAGGGGAGGUCUUUGGGAUCCAGUCGGCAUGCUGUCGUCUCAAGAACCAGGAAGCAUUCGUGAGUCUUGGGGUAGUUCUCAACAAUGCAAUAGCCGGUCAGGAAUCUGAGAAGGUUUCAUUUGGUUUCCUUUCUAGGACCGGAAAGUACGUCGAAUGCCUCUUGUGCGUGAGUAAGAAGCUCGAUCGGGAGGGCGCGGUCACCGGGGUCUUUUGCUUCUUGCAGCUCGCAAGUCCUGAGCUGCAACAAGCAAUUCACGUUCAGCGAUUAUCAGAGCAAACUGCAUUGAAGAGAUUGAAAGCAUUGGCUUACAUAAAGAGGCAGGUAAGCAAUCCACUCUCCGGGAUUAUGUUUUCCGUGAAAAUGCUUGAAGGAACCAAUCUUGGAGCUGAACAGAAGCAGCUCCUCCAAACUAGCGGACAGUGCCAGCGCCAGCUCAACAGGGUCCUUGAUGAUUCUGACCUCGAUAGCAUCAUUGAUGGAUACUUGGAGCUGGAAAUGGUCAAGUUCACUCUGCACCAAGUAGUAGUUGCUUCUGUAAGUCAGGUCAUGAUGAAGAGCAGUGCGAAGGGCGUAAGGAUUGUCCAUGAUGCAGCAGAAGAUGUCAUGAAGGAAACAUUAUAUGGAGACAGCCUUAGGCUUCAACAAGUCUUAGCCGAUUUCCUUUCAGUAUCAAUAAAUUACACAUCAAAUGGAAGCGUCCUUCUUGUUACUGCUCAGUUGACUCGGGAUCGUCUGGGUGAAACAGUCCAUCUAGGAAGGCUGGAGCUGAGAAUAACUCAUGCUGGAGUGGGAGUACCCGAAGCUUUGCUGAACCAAAUGUUCGGGAGCGAUGGGGAGAUAUCCGAGGAUGGAAUAAGUCUGCUUAUAAGCAGGAAACUCAUAAAACUCAUGAAUGGAGAUGUGCAGUAUCUGAGGGAAGCUGGGAAGUCGAGCUUCAUCAUAACCGUCGAGCUUGCUGUAGCCCAUAAAUAGGUGGUUUGAGUUGCCUAUCGAUGAGCAGAAAACCGAAGGCUGUCUUGUGUAAAGUUUUGAGUUAGGAUCUGGGACUUCGUGUUGUAUCAUAUAUCGUCUUGCGAACUUUGAUGUCUAGUCUUGAACUUGUAAAAUUCUCCUGAUUGAAGAGCUAACCCGAGAGUUGAGAGAGGAUGUUGUUCAGAGUCGAGUGGUCCCGUUUUGUCUUUGAAAUCGACAAAGCUGUCCUUAAACGUUUCUAUUGCUUUGAUUUCAAACAUUCUGUUGUUCAAGCUGUUAAUGAAGAAGUUUCUUUUCUGCAGUGA
Punica granatum (pomegranate) is the source of this 3903-nucleotide messenger RNA. Lineage: Eukaryota; Viridiplantae; Streptophyta; Magnoliopsida; Myrtales; Lythraceae. The record is from RefSeq and is a predicted model, not a curated record.